CCUCUCCCUUUAAGCCACCUCGAAAUCUGAGAACUUCUGAUUCAACUAUGUCAAGUUUCCGAGUAACCUGGGAGCCAGCCCCAGGGCGAGUGAAGGGGUACAAAGUAACUUUCCACCCUACUGAAGAUGACAGGAGUCUUGGAGAAUUAAUAGUGGGGCCAUAUGACAGCACAGUGGUAUUGGAGGAGCUUAGGGCAGGAACUACCUAUAAGGUAAAUGUUUUUGGAAUGUUUGAAGGAGGAGAGAGCAGCCCCCUGGUUGGACAAGAGAUGACCACCCUUUCAGAUACUACUUCGGAGCCAUUUUUAUCUAGAGGUUUAGAAUGUAGAACCAGAGCAGAAGCUGAUAUUGUGCUGCUGGUGGAUGGCUCAUGGAGCAUUGGGCGGCCAAAUUUUAAAACCAUCAGGAACUUCAUUGCCCGUAUUGUUGAAGUUUUUGAUAUUGGUCCAGACAAAGUACAGAUUGGUCUUGCACAGUAUAGUGGAGAUCCCAGGACAGAGUGGAAUCUCAAUGCUUACCGAACCAAACAGGCUUUGUUAGAGGCUGUAGCCAACUUACCAUACAAAGGAGGCAAUACUCUAACAGGAAUGGCCUUGGAUUUCAUCUUAAAAAACAACUUCAAACAAGAUGCAGGCUUAAGGCCCAGAGCUCGCAAAAUUGGUGUUCUCAUCACUGAUGGCAAAUCACAAGAUGAUGUAGUCACCCCUUCAAGAAGACUCAGAGAUGAGGGAGUGGAACUUUAUGCAAUUGGUAUUAAAAAUGCAGAUGAAAAUGAAUUGAAGCAGAUUGCAACGGAUCCAGAUGACAUCCAUGCUUACAAUGUUGCAGAUUUCUCCUUCCUGGCUAGCAUUGUUGAUGAUGUGACCACAAAUCUGUGUAACAGUGUGAAAGGUCCAGGUGAUUUGCCACCUCCCUCUAACCUAGUUAUUUCAGAAGUGACACCUCGUUCUUUCAGACUGAGAUGGAAUCCACCUCCUGAAAGUGUUGAUAGAUACAGAGUUGAAUAUUACCCUACCUCUGGAGGUAGCCCUCAACAGUUUUAUGUAAGCAGGAUGGAAACAACGACAGUUCUGAAAGAUCUGAAACCCGAAACAGAAUAUAUUGUUAAUGUGUUUUCUGUGGUAGAAGAUGAAAGCAGUGAACCUCUAAUCGGCAGGGAAACAACUUUGCCAAUCUCUUCAGUUAGAAACUUGAAUGUUUAUGACAUUGGAUCAACUUCCAUGCGAGUGAGAUGGGAACCUCUCAAUGGAGCUACUGGUUAUUUGUUAACGUAUGAACCCGUGAAUGCCACAAUCCCAACCACAGAGAAAGAGAUGCGUGUUGGACCAUCAGUGAAUGAGGUGCAGCUGGUAGAUCUCAUCCCCAAUACUGAGUACACUUUAACAGCUUACGUAUUGUUUGGUGAUAUCACCAGUGACCCACUCACCACCCAGGAAGUGACAUUACCUUUGCCUGGACCCAGAGGCUUAACAAUUCAAGAUGUUACUCACAGCAGCAUGAAUGUCCUUUGGGAUCCUGCCCCAGGGAAAGUUCGAAAAUAUAUCCUAAGAUACAAAAUAGCUGAUGAAGCUGAUGUAAAGGAGGUGGAAAUCGACAGACUCAAAACCAGCACUACUCUCUCUGACCUUUCCUCCCAAACACUUUAUAAUGUAAAAGUUGUUGCUGUAUAUGAUGAAGGGGAAUCCCUACCAAUAAAUGCAGAAGCUGUCACUCAGCCUGUGCCAGCACCAGUCAAUCUCAGGAUCACAGAUGUAACCACAAAUAGUUUCAGAGGAACUUGGGAUCAUGGAGCUCCAGAUGUCUCUCUCUAUAGAAUAACCUGGGGACCCUAUGGAAGACCAGAAAAACAGGAGACUAUCUUAAAUGGGGAAGAGAAUAGUGUGGUCUUUGAAAAUUUGAAUCCAGAUACAUUAUAUGAUGUCUCAGUUACGGCCAUCUAUCCUGAUGAAUCAGAAAGUGAUGACCUCAUUGGCAGUGAACGAACAU
Messenger RNA from Pelecanus crispus (Dalmatian pelican), 1986 nucleotides. Lineage: Eukaryota; Metazoa; Chordata; Aves; Pelecaniformes; Pelecanidae. The record is from RefSeq and is a predicted model, not a curated record.